Molecule: messenger RNA, 835 nt
Organism: Ostrea edulis (European flat oyster)
Lineage: Eukaryota; Metazoa; Mollusca; Bivalvia; Ostreida; Ostreidae
Exons: 3
Coding region: 235-591 (118 amino acids)
Source: RefSeq, a predicted model, not a curated record
GUUCCACAGGGUUACUUCCGGUUUAUUGUUGUUUACCUUUGUCUACCAACAGUCGACACUUCGUGUAUUAGACCUAAUAGGGUACAUAUAGCCUUAAUUUUAUCGAUCAUCAUGAAAUUGAAAUACGCAUGUAAUAGUUUGGGGUGUAUGCAGUACAUAAAUGUUUAUGAGCGUUUGAUAAGCUACUAUUGAUCUACGAAAUACAACGAAAGACUUCGUCAAGAACAGAAGACGAUGCAAUGUUGUCGUGUAACUCGCACAAGGCCCAGCUAUCUAGUAACCGAAGGGGGAAAGGAAAAGAACGUAUUAGACUCAGUGAAACCUGUCAAACAGAUUGAUGUCAGAACUCUAAAUGCAAGCAAGCUCCCAUAUGACUACAAUGAAUGUAUAAGGGAAAUUAGAUAUAUGUACAAUAAAUAUGGUAUAUGGGAACUGGAUAAUUUUCCAUGCCUUUCACUUGAGGUCUUUAGUUUCAUCAUUAAUCAUGUGAAUGUCUGUAUGCCACACUCUCAUGAUGUCAUGCCAUUACUGGACAUUCCUGAACACUGGUUUAUUUCAGCCAUACUACCUAUAACAUUGCCAAAAUAUUAGACUGAAAAUUUUCACAUACACAAGAUUUGAAGCAGCAAAAGAAAAGAAUUAGAUACAGUAUGUAUAACACACAAAAAAGAAGAAAUGAAUUCCCACCUGGCUGAAAUUAACUUUUUACUCCUUUUUAGCUCCCUUUCACUGCAUACCAGCCAAUAACUAGCAGUCAUUAUAUGCAGAUCAGCCAUUGUUAUUAACAUGUAUAUAUACAUGUAUAUAUGUUGAAUAAAAUAUGAAUGAAAAUUGU